This is a messenger RNA of Dentiscutata erythropus, 227 nucleotides long. The record is from the annotation of a GenBank genome assembly. NCBI's taxonomy places the organism in Eukaryota, Fungi, Glomeromycota, Glomeromycetes, Diversisporales, Gigasporaceae.
AUUAUGAUUUAAUUCCUAAAUAUUUACGUAAAUUAGGAGCAGUUUACGAUGCAGUAGCACAUGAGGCUAAGAAUAUGGCCCACGCUUAUACAAUUGCUGGAGAAUGUCUAUGUCAUUCAUCUGAUAAUCAUACUUCUCCUGUGCAAAAUUACGUUGUAGUCAAUUAUAGAAAAAGAGGCGUUCCUUAUGAGCAAGCAAGACGAUUUCAUAUCUAUGAUCAAGAUUAA